CGGAAAUACGCUUAACCCUACAACUACAAUGCUCGUAGGCACACGUAUAACUUAGCAAAAAAGGUCGUGCUGCUUUGACCGACUGUUGCGUUUCCCUUUCUCUGCGAGGCCAUGCUGCCGUCAUAUCUUCAUGGCAGCAGCAUGCCUGGAUAUGGUUCCAAGCCCCUGCGGCGUUCCUGGAUACCAGACCUCAGCGGCACGCUGAUCGCAGUGUUGAUGCUUGCGAGCGUCCUUGCUCUCGAGCACUUCUACUUUCAAGGCCGGUUGGCACGUGUCACCGAGCUGGAGUUCUCGCUGGCAAAGCAGCUCAAGACCAUGGAGGCGACGAUACAGCAGCAAAACGGGCAGCUGCAAAGGAUUACCCCUAGACUGGACCAGGUUGACGCAUCAGGUGAUGCGCUGAAACAGGUCCAAGAGGAGUUGGCUGAUAUCAAGUUAAGGUUCCAGAGUGCCAAGAAGGCGCUGGAUGGCCUAGAACAUGCGAACCUUACCGGGCAGCUUGUAGAGCUUGUGGGAAGCUUCGCGGAGCUCAAGUGGGAGGUGGAGGCGCUGCAGUCGCGAGCACCCGACAGCAACGCCACCGUGGUGGCGCUGGAGGCGGAGGUGGCCAAGCUGUCCUCCAAGCUCUCCACGCACAACGCCGCGCUGAGCACCCUGACGGAGCAGUUGGCGCUCCACCAGAACUCCACCAUCAAUGCGCUGCAGCAGCAGACGGCGGCGGUGUCGGAGGCGCUGGAGGCGCACCGGCAGCUGGCCACACGCGUGGAGGGGCUGGGCAAGCUGGGAGGAGUGGGGGCUGAGGCGGCAGCGGGCAACGGCACGGAUGCCAAGGCGGCCACUGCAGCUGCGGCUGCGACAACAACCCAGACCCUGGCGGCCAACCGCACCCUGGCGCCCGGGGCAACCGGGUCAGAAGCUCCCCUGUCCAAUGUGACCGGAGCAACCACCACCGCACCAGCAGCAGCAGCUGGGGCUGCAGCUUUCAACAGCAGCAGCUUCCUGAGCAACACGCCGGCAGCCGGCAAGUCCCCGCUGGCGACGGCGGCUGCUGAUGCGACUGGGCAGAGCUCCACGGGGGCAGUGAAUGGCACGAGCGACGUUACGGCCGCUGCGGGAUCCGGCUCCUCUCCGGCAGCAGCUUCCAGCGCUAAGGGCGCCGCUGCGGGCAGCAGCGAGGACAUGUCCGCGAAGGAGGAGCAGGAGGAGGACCACCUGGUGCGCGGCCACACCGACCUGGCGCUGGAAGACGGCGAGGAGGGCGGCGGCAGGGGCGGGGACACGGACAGGGCGGCUACUGCUGCUGGAGCGGAGUCGGGUGGGGGUGCGGGUGCGGGUGCCGCGGCGGCUGGUGGCGCGGUGGCAGCCGCUUCCCUGGGCACCAGCGAGAACAGCAGCAGCAGCACGAGCGGCAGCAGCAACGGCACCAGUGUCAGUGAGGCAGCUGGGGCUCAGUCGGGUCCCGAGGGCGUAAUUGGGACAGUGAAUGGGACCAGCUUGGCGCCAGCGCUCGCGAGCAGCGGGGCUAAUGAGACUCUGGGAAGCGGAUCAGCGGCCGCAAACACGACGAGCUCCCAGGCGGCUGCCUCCAACGCCACGUCUGGCGCCGCUGGGAAGGCGUCGCCCGCCGCUGAAACGCAAGCCGCUGAGGACAGCGACGACUCGCUGGAGCUGACCCGCAGGACGGACGCAGCUGCUUCCCAACUUGGCGAGGGAGAGGACGACGACGAAGGCAGCGCUGCCGAUGCAACCCUUUCCACGGCUGGUGGAACAGUUGGCACCGGCGAGGACGGAAACGGUACCGCCACGGCCUCCGCCACAUCCUCCGCGGAUAAGGCCCUCGCCAGCAGCAACACCACCUCCGCGCUGGACGCCCUGCAUGCCCUCGUGACGGUCACCUCAGCAGCCUCCAACACCAGCGACAUCCUCACGACGAACGCCACGUCAUCAGCAAACGCAACAGCAACCGCGAACACCACCACCAGCGUAUCGGAGUCCACGGGCACUGCUGGCCCCACCAAUGCAACGGCUGCUCUGGACGCCCUGCAUGCGCUUGUGGCCUCUGCCAAUACCACCAAGGUGAUGCAAGGGGAUGCGGCUGCAGAGCAGCAACAGCCGACGGUGACGGCAGCGGCGGAGGCAGCAGCGGCCGCCAAGAUUGCUGCACUGCGGGGCCGGCAUGCGGCUUCGCGGCCAGCGCAACGGCAGAAAGGGAAGGGUUUCGUUCGCAUGCACGAACAGUUCUUGAAGCAGGAGAAGCAGCACAAGGCGGCCUUGGGCGCAGGCGGGGAUGCAGGCAGCGCGGGGGCGACGGGCGCUGGCACCGGCGCGGCGGCAGCUGGUGGUGGCGAGCAGCAGCAGGCGGCUGUGGGGCUCGUGGAGUAAACAGUCGGGACUUGUAGGAGCAGCGAUCAACGACAGAGGGGUGCUUUGGGGGUGUGGAGAGCGGGUGCACAUAAGCAUGGGGGUUGGCUAAACCGCACAUGGACAUAAAAGGAACAGCGAUUGUGAGGUGUGAGCAUAUCGGUAUGGCUUGAAAACGGAAUGUACGCUAGCGUGACUUAUGCGCGGAAAUUGUGCCAGAUAGCCUGGUAGCGGAGGCUCAACUGCUAGGUGAGCAGCGACCUAAUAAUGUGUGAGCCAAUACUGUGUCAUUUGUUACGGACCCCGGCUGGAAUCCAGCAAUGGGGUGCAGCAGGUUGGGCCAGCUUUAGGCCACGUGAGCUGGGCGUGCGAGGGCGACCCCGGGACGGGGUAUUGGGACGGGCGGGCGCCGUGCAGCAAACGUCGCCGCUGUUUCGCCGCGACGUGAACCUCAUUAGAUGAGAUGUGGGCGGUGACGCAGGUGCUCUAUGUGCGACUGCCCCCCCAGUAAGUGGCGAUUCAGCACUGAGGACAAGGACGUGGUGUCUGAGGCGUGCUCCCAGCUAUAGAAUUAUACGCAUGGACUGCAUGGAAGUUGAACAUCCCAUGGUCUAGAUAGUGAGGUUUAUGCGAGGUACGGCACCCGUAGCUGGGGAAGAGGGACCAGCAUCUGCGGGUGCAAAUGGCAUGUG
Astrephomene gubernaculifera is the source of this 3053-nucleotide messenger RNA. NCBI's taxonomy places the organism in Eukaryota, Viridiplantae, Chlorophyta, Chlorophyceae, Chlamydomonadales, Astrephomenaceae. The record is from the annotation of a GenBank genome assembly.